Cyprinodon variegatus (sheepshead minnow) is the source of this 910-nucleotide messenger RNA. Its product is annotated as GTPase IMAP family member 5-like. The transcript is spliced from 3 exons. The record is from RefSeq and is a predicted model, not a curated record. Gene Ontology annotation, molecular function: GTP binding. The annotation marks the transcript as partial. Lineage: Eukaryota; Metazoa; Chordata; Actinopteri; Cyprinodontiformes; Cyprinodontidae.
AUGAAGUUCGCUGACGACGCCAUGGUGGUGGGCCUCAUGAGAGACGAUAAUGACCAGGCCUACAGAGAGGAGGUGGAGCAGCUGGUGGAUUGGUGGAGAGAUAACAGCCUGAUCCUUAAUGUGGAGAAAACUAAGGAUAUCAUUGUCGACUUCAGGAAGAACCAGGUUAACAACAGUCCAUUGCUCAUCAACAGCUCAGCUGUAUCCCUGGCAUUAAAUGACUGUCUGCGAUUUAUUUCCACAGUGGGGCAGCAGGAACGUUCCAGCAGCUUAGAUCUUCUUCCACCAGACAUGUCUGAGCUUCGACUGGUUCUACUUGGGAACAACCCGUGUCAGAGAAAUCAGGUGGGAAACAUCAUACUGGGAGGGACUGUGUUCACAGAGGUACCAGACUGCUGUGUGAAAGUCAGGGGACGCACCAUGUGGAAACCAACAGUUCUUAUAAACACCCCAGAUCUGCUGCACCUGAACGUCUCUGAGGAUAAAGUAGCAGAACAUGUAGAACAGUGUGUGAGACUGUCUGAUCCUGGACCUCAUGUCUUCCUGUUGGUUCUACAGCCUGAAGAUUUCACUGAGCUUCAGAAAGAAAGACUAAAAACAGUCCUUGAAAACUGUGGAGAUCGAUCAUUUGAACACUCACUAGUGCUGAUAUCAACACCAAAAAAAGAGAAUUAUGCUGAAGCCUGGUUGGACCAUCCACCUUUGAAACAAAUGAUCAAGUUGUGCAGAUACAGAUAUGUGCUGCAGAAGAACCUUGAUCUCCAGGAGCUGUUUGUGCGCUGCAGACAGAUUCUGAGGGAGAACGAUGGAAAACAUGUCAUCUGUGAUUUAUCUGACUAUGGUGCAGCUCAUUCUGAUCCAAACGAACUGGCAGGACUACCGGCUAACUUCAAUCCAGCUAAAAAUGCAG